Messenger RNA from Acanthochromis polyacanthus (spiny chromis), 1292 nucleotides. RefSeq lists its product as uncharacterized. The coding region runs from base 7 to 1062 and encodes 351 amino acids. The transcript is spliced from 4 exons. Lineage: Eukaryota; Metazoa; Chordata; Actinopteri; Pomacentridae. The record is from RefSeq and is a predicted model, not a curated record.
UUCAAGAUGAUUUCUUCAAUAUGUUUGGCGGGGGCGCUCUGCUGUCUCACGCUUCUUCCAGGCCUGCUGGAGGCAAAAUCUCUUCUGAGUGCUAUUAAGCAGGAAGAGAUGGUCCCUGUCGGCCAUGUUAGUAUCAACUCAGACAAAGCAAACGACUUUCUAACUCACUCCAGACCAAAGCGUAACGCAGACCCCCGCUGGUACAGAGGAAACCCAGACUUCCAGGCUUACUACAGAUACUAUAGCAGCAUCGGACACACUGAGGGGCUCUAUGAGAUUGACAAGCUGCGGAUGCUCUACCAGCAGAUGCGGUACCUGGAGCACACCUACGGCCCCAACGCCUCCUAUUUCCAGAGCAAACUGGGAGUGCCGAUGCUCAUGUGCGACCCAGCCACAGACAAGAAGUGCAAAGCGGCUCCUCCUCCUCCUCCAAUGAAGGGGCUCCCCAAGGCCACGAUGCUCCCAGCCACCCCUCCUCCUCCCCCUAUAGCUCCAGCCAUCUCCCAGGCGGAUGUCCUCUACCUGUGCAACAAGAAGGACCCCCUCUGCAAGCCCCACAUUGUCUACCUGCCCAGCGGCGCUGUGCCCGUGCUCUGCGACCCCCGCUACCACCCCCACUGCACUCCUCAGAAGGCCCCACCGGCCCCCGUGGCAGUGCCCCAACCUCCCCCUCCACCGCCGAAGAAGUCCGCCCCGCCUCCACCUCCCCCGAUCCUCGUCAAGAAGUCUCCCCCGGCCCAGAUCCGCACCUUCAAGGGCAUGGAGUACGACUGUGACCCCUACUGGGACCCCGACUGCCUGAUCGACCACCCACCCAGGCCCAUCAAGGGGAAGAUCGUGGUUCCCCCACCACCACCUCCACCCGUGGAGGAAGAAGAGGAGGUACCUGUGGAGGAGCCAGCACCCCCUGCACUCAAAGAGAAGAAGAUAACCUACCCUUUCUCUUACCCAAACUACCACCCCCUCCCCUACGACCCCAGGGAUGAUCUGUACGACCCGGUCCGCUUCCAGUACCCACAGCCUGCUGAUCCUGCCGACGAACCCGCAGAGGAGAGUCAGUGAAACGUCCAGGAUACGUCUCUUAAAAUGAAACAGACUUUGAUGGAAAAGUUGCACAAUUUCUUAUCCACUGUCAUGGAAAGCAACACGUACUAGAGUUGUGAUAGGAUGUAGUGUUAUUCAGCUGACAGCUUCAUGUAUUUAUCAUCACUGUCAGCAUGUAAACCAAACAUGUUUUCAAUUGGGACAAGCAUUUCAUGCAAAUGAUUUUUGAGUGAUAAUAAAAUGUGAAA